Molecule: messenger RNA, 607 nt
Organism: Cladocopium goreaui
Lineage: Eukaryota; Dinophyceae; Suessiales; Symbiodiniaceae
Source: the annotation of a GenBank genome assembly
GGCAUUAGACGAUGGCAAAGCUUUGACCAGCACCUGCGAAGACUCAAUGACAAAGACACCAUCAGCAGUCUCAGAGGACCAGGAUGACUUGCUGCCGAGUAUUGGCAGCUUUGGUCAUCCUGAACUCUGUGCUCCUCCAUGCGUGUACUUUGCUUGGGGUCCUUGUGCCAAGGGUGCCUACUGCGGUUUUUGCCACAUGGCACAUCGUGAGCCGAUCGGCAAGCUUGACAAGAGGCAGCGGAAAAUCUUCCAGAAACUUGAGGAGGUAGAAAUGAUAACAUUGGUUCUGCCUCAUCUCAAGGAGCGUGCCAAGCAAUUGGAGCUCUGUGAAGAAAUCGAAGUUGUACUUGGCUGUCUAACUGAACAUCUCAGCCGAGGAUUCCGAGGAUGCAACAAUUUCAUGUUGACAGAACGCAAAGCAGAGAAAUUGAGCUACGUGCUGCGGCAGAUGCCUUUCCAAGGGCUGAUCUCAUUGAUUUUGGCGCGUGAAGACUUCGAUGCCUCAUUCCUGGAGACCUUGACCAUUGCAGCAGCAAAGCUGCGUGCUCGUGCUCCUCGCACCGUUGGCGGGGAAAAGAGCAAGCGGGACGAUUUGCAUUGGCUUUGA